CCCCCCUACAACUCAUCUCUUCUUCGUCAGAAAGACAGAGAGAGAGGCAGGCAGAUACGUAGAUUUUCCUCUUUCUUUUCAUUAAGAGGAAACUGGGCAGUGACUGUUUCAUUCUUUUGUUUUGUUUGGCAGUCACAAUAGCUAGCUAAAUGGCUUAGUUCUUCUUGGCUGUUUUAUUUUUUUUCCUUUUUAAAUUCCCAGUUUCUUCUUUUCCUACGAUCCCAUUUCUUUCCCUUUCUCUCUUAUGUCAAAACUAUUGCUUUCCAUAUCUGCAUUUGUUUUUUGAUCAACUUUCAUUUGUCAAAUCUCUUGUCUGGUCUUUAUGUACUUAUUGUUUUGAUACUUGAUUUCGGUGCAUUAGGUAUUAAAAGGUGUUUAAUCAUGAUAAAUUUGCAAACUUUCGAGGAUAUUUUGAUGCUAACUGAUGAAAAAUUAAUACCUGGUUUGAAAUACGUGCUUAAUGUUGGAAAUUAAAUGCUGAAAUGAAAUUAGAGGAUGGGUAGGGUGAAGCUAAAGAUUAAGAAAUUGGAGAAUACAAAUGGACGUCAAGCGACCUAUGCCAAGAGGAAACAUGGUAUCAUGAAGAAGGCUAAUGAGUUAUCUAUACUAUGUGACAUAGACAUUAUCCUUCUCAUGUUUUCACCAACUGGCAAGCCUUCGUUGUGUAAAGGAGCAAGCAGUAGCAUCGAAGAAGUAAUUACAAAAUUUGCUCAGUUAACACCACAAGAAAGGGCGAAGAGGAAGUUAGAAAGCCUUGAAGCACUGAAGAAAACUUUUAAGAAGCUGGACCAUGAUGUUAAUAUACCAGAAUUUCUUGGUACAAGUUCUCAAACAAUAGAGGACCUGACUAGCCAAUCAAGGCUACUGCAGAAUCAACUAUCUGAUGUGCACAAGAAGCUGAGCUACUGGACCAAUCCAGAUGAGAUUAGCAGCUUAGAGCAUCUAGGGCAAUUGGAAAGUUCACUCAGGGAAUCACUUAAUCGGAUUCGAUCACAUAAGGAACACCUGGGAAAACAGCAUCUUAUGUCUCUAGAAUGCCAUAGUCAGUUUCAGAAUGCGAUGCAUGUACCUUUUAGAAUGGGUGUGGAGCAGCAGCUCCCACCUAUUUCAUGGAUUCCUAACACCGACAGUCAGCAUAUUAUGUUACCAGAGGACCCAAAUCUGCUUCCCCAUAGGGAUGCGGAGUGCUCUGCAACCACCUCUUUUGGGAGUUAUUCUGGCUACUUUGGCGCGGGGAAAAAUUCGGAGCUAUCUAGUUCUGGUCAAGAAAGUGGUAUGAAUGGUAUUCUUGAUGAGUUUAAUGGAACUGCAUCACUGAGGCUGCAGAUGGCUGGGCAGUACCCUUACCUGCCUGGGUCAUACAAUCUAAAUUUGUUGAACGAUUCAAAAUUCCAACCUGCAGCAGAGAUGAAAACACAAAAAAGCCCUGAGGAUUUUCAUGUUAAUGGAAGUUUUGAAGCUCCUAAACCUGGGUAUGACUCCACCCCUUGUGGUUGGGCUUCUACACCAGGAUCGUGCGCUGUUACUAUGUUUGAUGACCAUUUGUAUUCUCAGCAACCACACUGAGAUUGAGGGAUGCAACUCUUCAGUCAGUGAUAAGUUGCUGGAGAGCUUGGUCACAUUUUUGUGAAAUUACCUGUCCUCUAAAUGACGAUAUUGAAUUUGCUAUAGGUUCGUAGCUUUUCAACAGCGAGAAGAAGCCAGCGAAUACAUAAUAUCUAUACAGCUUGAUAUCAGCAUAGGAAUUCCCUUAUGCUGGUAACUUGUUAGAAAGAAUGGUGCUUGAUUCUAUCAAAUGAGGCAUUGUUUCCAAUCUUAUGUAUACAAGUUGUAGGUUUUACUUAAAUUUAAGCUUUCCCUGUCUAAACUCUGGCGAGACGAGGUCACAAAGGGCAGGCGGGCUGCCGGCCGCAUCCUGCCUUGGUGUGUCCUGGAGAUGUAUAUUGAAACCAUAUAGCAAUGUAUAUUAAAACCAUAUAACAACGCAUGUAAUUUAAAACAACUUCUGUGAAUGGAGUUCUGUAAGCAGUUUGAUACCGAUUUUCCGCA
Messenger RNA from Populus trichocarpa (black cottonwood), 2049 nucleotides. RefSeq names its product agamous-like MADS-box protein AGL30. NCBI's taxonomy places the organism in Eukaryota, Viridiplantae, Streptophyta, Magnoliopsida, Malpighiales, Salicaceae. Gene Ontology annotation, molecular function: RNA polymerase II cis-regulatory region sequence-specific DNA binding; protein dimerization activity; DNA-binding transcription factor activity, RNA polymerase II-specific. Gene Ontology annotation, biological process: positive regulation of transcription by RNA polymerase II. The transcript is spliced from 12 exons. The coding region runs from base 496 to 1566 and encodes 356 amino acids. The record is from RefSeq and is a predicted model, not a curated record.